AAAACAUACGCACACUUGUGAUCUACACAUCGAAGAUUAGAUCCCAUAAUCUCCCAUAUAUCUCUCUCCUUAAUCUCCCCCUCCCUCGCCCUCCUCUCUCCCAAAACACAAACAAGAGCUCUUCCCUUCCCAGAAGGGAUAUUUUUUUCAGUCACUUCAAAAAUAAAACAGUCGGUUACUUUUUUGCGUCUUCUCUGAUAACUUACCAUCUUGUUUCCUCCCACAUUUCAUAGAAAAAGAAGAAGAUUCAUGAAUCCUCACACUCUAAACUUCCACUUCUAUUUCUUGUCUCAAGAUGAGACCUUUAUUACUUGCUGUUUUUCUAAGUGUAGAAUCAGAUCAAGGAUUAUGCAAAGAGAUUGAGAAAAAUAAAGGGUCUUGUUGAUUCUGAGUUCUUGAAUAUAAGAUUGGAACUUUACAUCUAAAAAUGAUAGCUUCAGGGAUAAAUUUGGUGAUGACAGUAAUAGGAUUUGGUGUAAGCACUAUGUUUAUAGUUUUUGUUUGUACUCGCCUUCUCUGUGCUCGGAUUCAGUUGAAUGCUUCAAGACGAGCUUUUCCUAUUGCUUCCAGAUCUAAUCUUAGCUUAUUGGAACGAGGUGGUCUUGAGCAUGUAUUUUUAGCAAACUUUCCAACCAAGAAAUACAAUGAUAAGAUUUUCUCAGCUUCAGAAGAUGCUCAAUGCACAAUUUGUCUUGCAGAAUAUCAUGGCGAUGAUAUAUUGCGGAUUCUCCCCUACUGUGGGCACUCCUUCCAUGUGACCUGCAUAGACAUAUGGUUGCAACAGCAUUCAACUUGUCCUGUUUGUCGAAUAUCAUUGCGUGAAUUUCCUGAGAAAAAGCGUGUGAUGCAACCCUUGUUCAGUUCAGCUAUCCGUUCUCGAAAUGGCACAGAGACAUUUGAUUCCCAUUCUUAUAACUACAUGUUGACUGAGCAUGGGAUUUCACCAAGAUCAUACAACAACCAUGGGACGGACCCCAUUCAAGAUAAUCAUUGUGCAUCUGAUGUUGAUGAAGAAGAAGGCGGGGAGAAUUCACCCCCCUUGACCGAGAGUAAUCAGAUUGCAAAAGACAUAGCUGACAAGCAUGUAGAAAGCCCGUCAAAUCCCUAGAUCCUUCAGAAGAGUCAAAAUUUAAGCUGCAUUCAUUAGGUUUUCCAAUUUUACAGGGUCCAAAUAUGGGUAUGUAGAGUGAAAAACGUUGGAAUGCCAUUGGAACAACUCCCAGAAAGUUCAUUGCUCUUCACUCGUGGCUUACUGUAAAUAUUGCAAAAGUCAUUUGUUUUUCAAUUUCCCCCUUCAAAAUGGUUGAUUUCUGGGCAGUUUUGUUAGUUUCGGUUGUGAAAUAGAAUCUGAUGAAGAAUGGUUGAAUGGGAUAGCAGUUCUUACAUGCCUCUCCCCUUCUCAUACAAGUGUAACUGCAGCGAUCUGUGUACACAGAAACACAUCAGAUGUAGAUAAUCCUACCUUUCUGCCCAAUGUUUCUUUCAUUGGACUUUUCACAAGACGCCCUUGUGGGGUUUGCAACUCUGAUAUGUUCUACAUGUCUCCUGCUUUAGAAUAUGUCUGGAUUGUUUAUAAAGCUACUACUAAGCAGCUCAUUUGUCGUCAAGAUUGUAGAUUUGACUGGAGCACCUGAUCUUGCUUUUGGUACCUUUCUAUUCAGGUCUGUCUUUUCAAUAUCACGUUCUGUGUUCUUUA
Messenger RNA from Populus nigra (black poplar), 1696 nucleotides. RefSeq names its product putative RING-H2 finger protein ATL61. NCBI's taxonomy places the organism in Eukaryota, Viridiplantae, Streptophyta, Magnoliopsida, Malpighiales, Salicaceae. The record is from RefSeq and is a predicted model, not a curated record. The coding region runs from base 428 to 1108 and encodes 226 amino acids. The transcript is spliced from 3 exons.